Molecule: messenger RNA, 5773 nt
Organism: Homo sapiens (human)
Lineage: Eukaryota; Metazoa; Chordata; Mammalia; Primates; Hominidae
Gene: IGSF5
Product: immunoglobulin superfamily member 5
Exons: 10
Coding region: 3556-5049 (497 amino acids)
Cellular component (GO): bicellular tight junction; apical plasma membrane
Source: RefSeq, a predicted model, not a curated record
GAUCUGCCCACCUCAGUCUCCCAAAGUGCUGAGAUUACAGGCGUGAGCCACUGCACCCCACCAGAAGCCUCUUUUUUAAUGAUUAGGGCCAAUUAAUCCUUUCAGAUGGUGACACCUUUUCUUGCUGCUGGUUGUAUGGCAAAAGAAGCCUGAAGUGUCAGGGAGGCAGUCCCAGCUUAAUGUGUAAUGAGACUCUCGCUGUGUCCCUUAGUGGGAAAAGUCCCCCUCUGGGGAGCUGCAACGAUGGGAAGCACAGUUCUCUAAGUGAGCCACUGGGAGCAAUCAUAAGUAGGGCAGCACUCCUUCCAGCCACUGAAUCCCAUACUCAUGGUAGACCUUCUGGGGACACAAUACCAUGCCUUUGUUAUUGAUUUCAAGAGAAUAUUGCAUCUUGGAGUGUAGUGCCCCAUCCUUGCAGGAGAUUAUCUCCAAGCUGUAUCCUCAAAGGGUAGCUUCUUUGAGCUAUCAGGACAGAAGCUCCAGGGCAGUGCGGGAUGUGAUAGGACUGGUGAACCCAUGCUCACUUGCACGCUGUCAAACUUCUUUUGCUGUGAAGCGGGUCCCUGGGUCCAAAGGCAAGUCGUGCAGGAUUCACGUGGGUGGACCAGACGUUUUGUAAACCCUCGGAUAGUGAUGGUGCCUGAAGUUCUGUGGAAAGGAAAGCCAAACUCCCACCAGGAUAUGAGUUAAUUCCUGUCAAGCAGAAUCAUUCCCUUCCAGACUGGCUGGUUGGUCUCUGAGUGAUUGUGCCAUACUGGGGGCUCAGGGUUGUUCUCUGUGGCUUGCAGGUUGGGUAUUUAGUAGCUAGAUCAGCCUUGGUGAGUUGGAGACCAUGCUGUUGGGUCCAUGCAUAGCCUCCUUCCCUGUCACCACAGCUGCUUCGUUCAUGGGUUCAUUGGGCCACUACUGGAGUGAGCAGUGAGUGAGGAGGGCUGAACCUCGGCUGGCUGAGUCAUUCUCCCUCCUUGUUGUUUGAUGUCUCUUCCACGGUGAAUGCUGUCUUGGGGAAACUAACAUAGAACAUGACCAUCUUUAUGUUUAAUGCUCAUCCUGACAGGACCAUUCACAGGCCUCCUUGUCCCAAACUUUGAAUUUUUCUUCUUGUAAGUCACUCAACAACCAGCCAAGCCAUUCACCACUGCCAGUGAAUCUAUAUGUGUUUUAACCUCGGGCCACUUUUGUUUCCGCUCCAAGUAGAUGACAUUGGGAAGAAGUCCCUCAUUACGUCUUUCAGGGGCACCCUGAAUUAUCAGGGGCUGUAGUGCAGGAAUAGUCCAUUUUCAGCUAGUACCAUGUAGCAAGUUUACCCAUCUGCCAUCUGUGAACCAAGCAUUUCCCUCCCUGCUCAGCAGGUAAAAAGGGACAAGCCCCUUUCCCUGCCACCGUGUGGUCACAGGAGUUAACUGAAGGGAAAGCACUGGUUAGAAGUGGUGGAUGACAGGCAGGGCUGGGUGUGGGAGAGUGUCUCGGACACCUGCCACUGCAACUUACAAGUGCCUUCUGGCCCUACUGGUGCUCCAUCAUGAGAAUUAUUUGCAGAUUGCUUGUCUGACCUUAUGAGUUAGGGGGUCCUGACCUGAACCCAGGUCAUGGUGGGCUGGCUGCAUGGUCCUUGUUGCCAUGGUUAGGUAGCAGGACAAAGCUUUUUUCAAAUAGUGCAUAUUUUUCUGCUGCUAAUGAUGUGAGCUUGCUCUAGACCUAAGGGUCUGUGCUGUGAUUCUCCUGUUGAGACUUGUCUUAACUGCCACCUGGUGUCUUUUCCCACUAGGGCCUGCCGGGCUGUAUGGGCCCAACAGCAGGGACACUUGCACCUCAGCCUGGACCUGCUGCCCUGCUCUUCCUUCUCUGGGUCUCAUGCAAAACUGGCAUCUUUCAUGUCGCAGGAUAAGUGUGUUUCAGCAAUGUUCCCAAGGGUGGGAAAUGCUGCCUCCAGAAUCCAGAGAAGUCUGCUGGGCCUUGUGCUUCCUUCUUAAAGGUGGGAGGUGUAAGGUGCAAUAAUUUUAUGUUUUACUUUAGAGGGAAUGUCCCAGCAAGCCCCAGACCACUGGAUCCUUACAAACAUACUGAUCUAUGGGGUUCCUGAUCUUCAUAGGGUUUCUCUCUUAUCUUUCUUCCCACCUCCUGGCAACAUACUUGUUGCAUUUUGUUCAUUCAGCCUUAAUGUGUCCACAUAGUGGACCAACAUGAUGCACUGUGGAAUGUCCACAAGGUCCCGGUCUUUUCAGCCUGUAUCCUGACAGAGAGCUGGAGAAUUAACAUCGCCCUGGGAAGAGCUGUGAAUGAGUACUGCUAUCCAUCCCACGUGAGCGCGAGCUGCUCCUACUCCUCUCUGCUGAUAAAGAGGAGAAACCGCAUUCAUCGGUUGCUUGGCUGUGUGCCUUGUCUAUGGUCACUGGCUCUAGAAAAAGUUCUACAUGGGCUCAGCAGCUGUGCUUGGGACUACACUUAGAGAUCAAGUUAAAGAAUAAUCCUUGGUAAAUCUUGGCUGCGGGUGACUGAUGGAAGUUUCAGAGGCUGGACUGGAAGAUGAAACUGGGGCAAGAUGUUACACAGCAUGGCCUCAGGAACCUGAGCUCCAGCAACCUGCGGGUCCCAAUGGAGGCGAAGUCAAGGAGCGUCUCAGAGAGUGGUUGAUGUGUGAAGUCUCUGUCUGCCCAUCUGAAUAACAAGAGAUGGGGCUUGUGAUUUUCCUCCACGCACCCCUACCUGAGGGCCUCCAGGAGGAAUGACAUCUCAAACAGAAACCUGCAUAACAUCAGCCCAAACCAAGGACCCAUUUUAUCAUCAAAGAGGUGUGCCAUGAAUGCAUGACUGUGGGAUCCACUGCUUUGACCACAUAUGGAUGACUUGGAAGCUGCCAGCCUACAUGAACAAUGGAAAGGCCAUUGAUGGCUCAGCAAAGUUGCCAGCUGAGGGCCAAUGCUCCCCAGGGUUGGCCUCGAGGGUGGCCACAGUGCUGUAACAACAGCCAGUGUGGUGCUGAACCUGCAGCCUACCUAUGAUGCUUUGACACCAAUUGUCAGGACACACGGGUCUGGAAACCAAAUCUUGGAAGUAGGAUUGGUUGCUUUCCGUGUAACUCCUAGUGACCCACUAGUAGAAUUUUGCUUCCUAUCCCUGAGAACUUAUAUUCCACAGGACUAGAGAUCCUGGUUCCUGGGAUGAAGCAGGGCAGCUUCUGCUGAGGUUCACAGUAAAGGUUCUGUUGAACCCAAAUAUGACUAUCACUGGGUCCCUUUGGGCCCACUAGUGGACGAGCAGGCAAAGAAAGAAGUUACUCCACCAUCAGGGGACAGAUAAUUCCAGCUCUCAAUGGGGCUAUGGUUGCUACCAGGGGACUGAAACACAGCUGAGACUGAGGAGAUUGUCGGUGGCUUCUUCUGGUGCUUCCAAGUCUGGGGAUAAUGAUGACUGGGCAGCCAUCAGAGCCUGAUAAACACAAGGCAACCAAGAGCUCAGACCCUGAGCGGUGAAAAGGCCAGCCAGUGCUCAGGCAGGUCACCCAGACCAUCAUAAGCGCUGAUAGAAAUCUAGGACGUGCGGUGGAGGAGGGAGAUGACACGUCCCAACCAUGGUCCCUGGUUAGCUGCAGGUGGCGUGUCCACCACGCCUUCUCUUUGGAGUCAUUUGGAGAUGGUGGCUGGCCACGAUCUUGCAGGCUUAGUGACAGAACAAUCUGAGAAGAACGAGGGGGGGAGCUGCUGCAGACCCAUGUGGUGCUCUGCCUCAUGCCCUCUCAGCCUAACCUCUAAUUUCAGCAGAGAUGGGGUGUGUUUCUGUUCCGUGGUUAAGUCGCUGCAUGCUCACAGAGGCUUACUUCAAGCACGGGCUGCAAGGUUUUACUUUCUUCAUCAGGAUUCCUCUCAUGCCACGAAUGGGGAAAGUUCACAGUUGUUGGAGCUGAUAUUCCUAGAGAAAAAUGCUGGUUCUGGGUCUGGUAAUGAAGUCAUAGAAGGCCCCCAAAAUGCAAGAGUCCUGAAGGGCUCCCAGGCUCGCUUCAACUGCACCGUCUCCCAGGGCUGGAAGCUCAUCAUGUGGGCUCUCAGUGACAUGGUGGUGCUAAGCGUCAGGCCCAUGGAGCCCAUCAUCACCAAUGACCGCUUCACCUCUCAGAGGUACGACCAGGGCGGGAACUUCACCUCGGAGAUGAUCAUCCACAAUGUGGAGCCCAGUGAUUCGGGGAACAUCAGAUGCAGCCUCCAGAACAGUCGCCUGCAUGGAUCUGCUUACCUUACCGUCCAAGUUAUGGGAGAGCUGUUCAUUCCCAGUGUUAAUCUUGUAGUCGCUGAGAAUGAACCUUGUGAAGUUACUUGUCUACCCUCACACUGGACCCGGCUCCCGGAUAUUUCCUGGGAGCUCGGUCUCCUGGUCAGCCAUUCAAGCUAUUAUUUUGUUCCGGAGCCCAGCGACCUUCAAAGUGCAGUGAGCAUCCUGGCUCUGACCCCACAGAGCAAUGGGACUUUGACUUGCGUGGCUACCUGGAAGAGCCUGAAGGCCCGCAAGUCUGCAACUGUAAAUCUCACUGUGAUUCGGUGUCCCCAAGACACUGGAGGUGGUAUUAAUAUUCCAGGUGUAUUAUCAAGUUUACCGAGUUUAGGUUUUUCAUUGCCUACUUGGGGCAAAGUUGGACUUGGACUAGCAGGCACCAUGCUUCUGACGCCGACGUGUACUCUUACAAUACGCUGCUGCUGCUGCCGCCGUCGUUGUUGUGGCUGCAACUGCUGCUGCCGUUGUUGUUUCUGCUGUAGAAGAAAAAGAGGAUUUCGUAUUCAAUUUCAAAAGAAAUCUGAAAAAGAGAAGACAAACAAAGAAACUGAGACAGAAAGUGGAAAUGAAAACUCCGGCUACAAUUCAGAUGAACAAAAGACCACAGACACCGCUUCUCUCCCUCCCAAAUCCUGUGAAUCCAGUGAUCCUGAACAAAGAAACAGUAGCUGUGGCCCUCCUCACCAGCGGGCUGAUCAACGUCCACCCAGGCCAGCAAGUCAUCCACAGGCUUCUUUUAAUCUGGCCAGUCCUGAGAAGGUCAGUAAUACAACUGUAGUAUAGCAAAGCCUUCCCCAAGCUCCACUGAGCACUUGGCUGACAAUUCAAAACACGGCGAUGGCAUCCUUCCUUUCCAUCCUAAGACUGGCCUGCAGCUUUGCCAACAUUACCUGAAGAGGAGAUGUCGGAGUCAUCAGAACUGAUACUUGACAGUGAGAGAAGGAAUCGAUUUUCCCAGAGUUCAAAGUAGAAUGUGACUUUUAAGAGGUUUCAUGGUUUUUGUGAAUUCCAUGAAGUUACUAAGUAAAAGCUGCAAAUUCAUCAUAAUUUUUCUCAACAUUCAACACUCCUACUUGUUAAUCCAACAAAUGGUAGAUAAAAGUCUGUAUUCUACCAUGCCUUUCAAAAGUUUUUAUUAUCUGAAAGCAUAUGAAGAUGAUAUUUAUGUAUAUUUAAUAUGUAGGGGUAUUAUUACAUAUUAUCAGUGAAAUACGAGUAUAAAAAUUAGGGUCAACCAGAAAUCUGCAAUUGACUGUCAAAACUGAGCUCAGUUAAAGUAAGAUUCAAUUCUAACAUGGAUGUGCACGUUCCUAAAUAUCUUAUGAUUGAAUAUUUACAUGAAGGCAUUCAUUUUUAUCUGCCCCUUUAUCAGACCUAUUUGCAUCUCCUCAAAUGAAUUAGAUGUGGCCUAUGCUUUGCAGAGGAUGGACCUCACCUACUCCGCACACCGUGAAAAAACUGGAAAUGGGCAUUGUAGUCUUUAAUUAAUAAAAACACCAAAAAUGUG